Mercenaria mercenaria is the source of this 8274-nucleotide messenger RNA. RefSeq lists its product as uncharacterized. Bases 336 to 1925 code for a protein of 529 amino acids. The transcript has 10 exons. The record is from RefSeq and is a predicted model, not a curated record. Lineage: Eukaryota; Metazoa; Mollusca; Bivalvia; Venerida; Veneridae.
AGUUUCACCUGAAUUUGGCCAAAUUUGGGCACUUGGACCCUUUCAAGGGCUGCUGAAGCUAAAAUAGAAAAUGCCUACAAGCAGCAUUAGCUCAUGAAAUGUUGGAUAGAUCUUCAUCAGUCUUUUCUGUUGCAUGAUUAUAAAGUCCUCAAAUUUGUUCAGAUUGACCCCUUUUAGGAACCCCUAGUGCUAAGAAUAUAUCAUAAAUUUAUUAUGAAAAUGAACAGGUCUCUUAGAGUUUCAUACCUUGGUUCAUUAAUAUGACUGUAAUGUGGAUGGUUCAUAUUUUAGAGACAUGCAGCUGAUAAAAUUUGAGGUAUUGUCUCUCCAUCUUGAUGCUAGUACGUGUACAGUGCAUGCUACUAUAUUUUACUUGUUAUAAUUUCAGGAAUGAACGAUUAAGCAAAAUGAUGGGACUGAACCAUAGAACUCAUUCUGUGUGGGUGUCACCAAAUGUCACAAUGCCCAGUAUUAAUACAACACCUGCAGAAGAUGUGCUGAUAAAUGGAUGCGUAAGCAACUUCAGCACUAUUGCUUGCAUUAGGAGUUCUUUGCUGACAUUCCUGGCUGUGAUGACUGCUGUGUUGUGUGUGUUAAAGGUGAUCCGGCUUCAUAAUGCUCACCAUCAGAACUGGCAUCAAUAUUUUAUAUUUUACUGUGCAUCUUUAGAAUGUACUAUAGGAGCUGUACAUUGGGUGCUUUCAUUGUAUGUCCAGUUUGAUUUUGUCCUCCAGUGGUUGAAACUUGCUCAGUUUCUCGUCAUGUGUCAUUUUUACUGGACUCUAGCUACCAGGGCACUACGAAGGGAAGUUUGGACAAAAAAAUUCCUGUUACCAUUCCUAGUCAUUGCCUGUCUAUAUUUCACCACAGUAGCUAUACUUGGCAUUGUUAAUGUGCAGGACACAUUUACAGAAUGCUUUCAACCAUACUGGAUCAUGAUGUCAUCAGCAGAGUUUGUCAUAGUACAGCUGUUCUGUGUGGCAGGAUUCUAUAUCACACGCAGGCUCAAUGAAAUCAGUACAUUAGAUUCAGUGAGGAGGUCACAGAAACGGGAUCUCUGGUGUAUAGUGGUGGUGUUUGAGUUAUCAGCUCUGAUUGGUGUACUAUAUGACAUGACACUCAGGAUUGUUGGUGAUGAGGAAUCUGGUUGCAGUGCAAUAUUUAAACAUAUGCAGGACUUCUUCUCAGUUAUUUACUUUACAUUUAUGGUGUGUAAACUGCUGCUACCUAUCUGGGUGAUGUUGUUUGUGUUUAAACCUACUCCUCAAGCUCUUGUUGAGAAUGAUGAUCUUAUACCAGCUUUAAAUGAUGAUGGGAAUUCUGCCUUCAGCACCAAUACAGAUGAACAGUAUCGUCAACUGUAUCAUCCGGCUGAAAAUUACGAUUCAUUUUCAAACGACUUGCCAGGUGAUUAUUCCCCAUCCUCUGGUUAUAGUACAGCUAGUCCAAGGGGUGUUGCAAAUACUAAGGUGAACGGAGUUGCCAAUAAUAUUUACAAGGCUGCUCAACCGAAUAAUUUGGUUGCUAUAACGGAAGAGGUUGACACAAGUCACCAGGUCCCAAACUCACAGAAAUCAUCUGUGAAAAACAAUAACAAACCUCCACAACAAAGCUCCUCCAGGGUGGAUCAGCAGAGUGUAAAGAGUAAUGUAAACAAUGCUAAUGAUAGACAGGAUUUACAUACGUCUACUGAAACGGAGCAGAAAUCAGGGGCACAGUCUGCAGAAAUACAGAAUGGAGAAAUGAACCAGUCCAAAAGCAGCGAACCAGUCGUAACUACUGGACAGACCCAGGUGAAGGAGCCUGAUAUUUUUAAAACACCACCCACUAAGGUUGUUCCAAAAAGCAAUGGGCCAAAAUUUACUAUAAAUAGUGACGAUUCAGGGGACGAGUCUCCUCCUCCGAAAGGAAAGUUUUAUAUUUGAUUGAGUAUGAAAGUGUUUUUUUCUGGAUACAAUUUUAUUGUUUUUGAUGCCUUUUGCAUUUAGCCAUUAAAAGGAAUGUACAGCUUUAUAAUUUACACAUUUUUACUCGGUAUUUUAACUUUUAGGCUUUUAUAUUGAUAUAUUAAUGCAUCUGUAAGUGAUAGGUAUUGUAUAAAGUUUUUAGUGUGGACAGCUUUUUCGUUUCAGAAAAUCAGUUUGUAGAGACUUGUAUUUAUAGGGUUAUUCCCUAAAACAGGGUUUUAUUAUUUUUAUUAGAAUCUUAUUGGAUAUACACAGAGAUCUAGUGUAAUUUUUAAUGAUGUUGCUUAGUGUAUUGAAAUAAUUGAUGUGAAUAUUUGAUACUUUUUCAUGCUUGAUUUUCAUCCAGUUUUUAGUGUUUGAGCAGUGUGUACGUCUUUCCAUAAUAAAGGAGGUUUUUUUCUUCAGAUUUAAGUGAAUGUUUAGGUGUUUUUCAGUUUUGAAUAUGUUGAGUUUUCCAAAGUUCCAUGUUAACUAUUUUCAUGUUUUUACUAUUUUUAUUAUCAAAUUUAUAUUUUGAACUCUUAAGACCUAGGUUUGUUUUAACAGUUAACUUUAAAGAGGCAUACCAGAUGUAUAUCACAGGAAAGAAUUUAUACAGAAAAAGAUUUAUUGAUUAUCAUAAUGAAUAUUAUAAGUUGAUACUUUAUGUGUAUGAUAUACAUGUAAUUUUAUGUUAAAAACACAUUUUUAAUACUAUAAGAAUAAUACACGUUUUUAUUUAUGUAUUAACGUCUGCAGAAGCCCGCUGGAAUGUUUGUGACGGAGACAAAAGGUCGAGGUAACAAACAUAUCCCAAGGGCUUCUGCUGCAGUUAAUACACAAAACAAAUGCGUUUUGUCGCUGUUCUUGAAUAAAAGAACAUGACACGAUGAUUAAAUUCAUUGUUUUCAUAUGUGAUGACUUAACGAUUCCGGUACAGUUUUCAUAUAAUUUACCAUUCUGUCGUUCUUGGAAAUGGUAAACGUGUUUUAAAUAUCCAUAACCAGGGCCAACAAAUCAACAACACUACCAAAAUCAUGUAUUUGAGGUUUUGAAUGAUGAUUUUUUUAUUUGUCGUUAUUACAAAUAUGACAUUACCCAUAAUUUUGCAUAUGACUUAAAAUUUGGUAAAUAGGAACACAGUCUGAAGAAUAACUUUAAUUAGAAUUAUUUUGAGUUUGGACACAUUUAGAUGAGUAUGAACGUAGUGACAAGCUUUCAAGAUUUAUUUGAGUUCUGCGAGAAAUUAGAUAAUAAACAUACCGACUGAUACUUACCAAAACCAUUAAUAUGAUUCCUAAAAGCAAACAGUCGUGUAAGUUACAUGUGAUUUACAUUCACUGUUAUUGACAACAAUUGAACUGAUGUUCACUUCGUAAAGGGGAGUAAACUCUGGGAGAAGUGAGUACAUAAUUGUUGGCGGCAGUGCGUUUGAUGUUGGUAAUUGAUACAUUAAAACAUACCAUGGAUUACAUUGCAUCUUUUAUGCUACAAAAAGAGGUUAUUAUGGAAGAAACAAGACACAGAUGUCAGUCUGCACAGGAAUACAUAUACAGAUGUAAUCAGGCAAAGCAUUUCAAAAAUAAAAACCAUAUAUUAUCAGAGCGUCAAUUGCCUUGUUUGCACACAAUUUUUCUCCCAUUUAUACAUGGGCGGAUCCAGUAAAAUAAGCAGCUUUUAUGCAAGAUGUAUAAUCAUGACAUUUUGUUGUUUUUACCAAAUGAGAAAGUUUGGUGAGGAUAUGAAUUCCUCAGUUUCAGGUUUUUUUUUGUUUUUUUUAAAUGAAAUCAAUAGAAAUUAUGUUUGUUGUAUUAACACUAUCAUGAAUGACACAAAAAAAUAAGUCACUCAUAGAUAUUAAUGAUUUUGUAGUACUGUAAAAUCAUUUAAUUUCAUGGGCAUGAAUUUUUGUGGGUUUGGUCAAAACGGCAAUUUCGUGAUGAUACGAAUUCAUGGAUUUCAACUUUUGAACAUUAAAUUAAUUGGAAUUUUAUUUUUUUGUUGGGAUAAUUUUUGUGGAUUGACUCAACCAUGAAUCAAUCCAUGAAAAAUUAGUCCCCCACGAAUAUUAAUGAUUUCACAGUAUGUGAAUGAAGAUGAUGAAAGUUGUAUGACAUAUUUGACAGACUGUGAGAUUUUUUCUUAAGUAAAUCGCUUGGAACUACCUGAAUCAUUUUGUUCUACUAUAUUUACGACAUAUUUGACAGGCUGUGUUCUUUUUUAAGUAGAUAGGCUAGAACUCUCUAAACCGCUUUGUUUUACAAUAUUUAAAUUACUAUGAACUGAAAGUCCUUUGGAAAUUUUGAAUGUGAAAAUUGAAAGAAAUGUCUUCCCACAUACUCUUUUAAUAAGUUGGAACAAGAAUGAAUUUGUUUUUAAUUCAUAUGUGAAAGGCAGUAACUGGUUGAUGUAUUAAAUGAAAACUGACUGGAAUAUUUUCUGAGAGAAAUGCAGAGAUAAUUGAUGUAUACUUUUCUGCAUAUGAGUCAUGCCAUGAGAAAACCAACAUAGUGGCUUUGCGACCAGCAUGGAUCCAGACCAGACUGCGCGGAUGCAUGCUGUUCGCUAACAGUAUCUGUAAUUCUAAUAGACUUCAAAGCGAACAGCAUGGAUCCUGACCAGACUGCGCGGAUGCGCAGGCUGGUCUGGAUCCAUGCUGGUCGCAAAGCCACUAUGUUGAUUUUCUCAUGGCACGGCUCAUAUAACUGCAUUCAUUUAGACUAAAGUAUUGAAAGAACCAUAUUUUAAACUUGAUUGAUUGAAGAAUUUUGAGUUGUUUUUUACACAAGGAAAGAUUUCAGAUUUGAGUCGUUACUUGUUGCCUGGUUACAGAGUUCUCAUUUACAAAGUAUGGAUGAUUCAAACCCUAUGUUCAUACUAAACCUGCAUGUGACAGGGUUUUUUCCCUGCAUCUAGAGAUAUUGUGUCCGCUUGUACAAAUUAGACUAUUUUAAUAUUUAUUACAUUUUAUACUCCAGAAAACAUGAGAAAACACUCAGUUUCGUGAUAUCUCAUCUAAAGGCUGCCUUGUAUGAAUUAUCAUCGUAACAUCUUACUGAAUAGUGUCAUUUACCAUUUGUGAUUGCAGUUCUGCAAAUAUUGGUAAAUGGUGGUUGAUAUUAUUAUUGAUAAUUCAUUUAUUGAUGUCUCAUUUAGCUGCAUUUACCAUGAAACUGAGGAUGAUUACAAGAGCAUGCUUGGAUUAAAGAAGCUAUUUUAUCAGCUUAGUUUGAUAUUAAAAUUGUUUUGUUCUUUUACAUUUGUAUCCAUUAUUUCUUAUGUUAACCUUAACGCUGCUAAAUUUCUAAAAUGGACUGGUCCAUCAUUCAGUUUGGGCAGUACCACCUCCUAUUCAAAGGGGUGUUCACUGAAAAUUUACUGACUGAAUUGCGAACAGUGCAGACCAUGAUCUUUUGGUCUGUACUGGUCGCAAAGGCGGAAUCACUUGCUGCCAGAUGGCUAAAGGUUAAUUGCAAUAUAUAUGGAUUUUCUUAACUGGUGCAUAUAUGAGUUUAUAUUGCCAUAUCACCAAGAGUUGAAUGUGUAAAUUUGUUCUUCAUUUAAAUCGUAAGAAAUUUGUAUUGUCUUUAUUUGCAGUUCUUGUCAUUUGAUUUUUUGAUCAUUAGUCAGUUUACUUUACUUAUGUUGGUAAAAGACUUUUAUGUUGUGUAUUGUAAACUGUGUUUGAUGACUGUUUUCUUUAUUUGAACCAAAAUUAGUGUUAUAGACGCUUCAUUGCUUUAUAUGCCAAAAUAAUGUUACCUCAGAUAUUUAAAAUCUCAUUUUCUACUUUUUGAUUUCUUAUCAAGAUCACUGAUAGUUUUAAAUACAUUUGUUAUGUACAUGAUGAUAUUGUGCAAGUGUUGGUGGUACAUUUUUUAGCUCGACUAUUCAAAGAAUAGUCUAGCUAUUCUUCUCACCCUGGCGUCGGUGUCGGCGUCGGCGUCACACCUUGGUUAAGUUUUUGCAUGCAAGUACAUACAGCUAUCAUUUAAAGGCAUAUAGCUUUGAAACUUAUUUAUUCUUUUUCUAGGUCAAUUACCAACCUCACUGGGUCAAGUUCCAUAACUCUGACAUGUAUUUUGAACAAAUUAUGCCCCCUUUUUGACUUAGAAAAUUCUGGUUAAAGUUUUACAUGCAAGUUACUAUCUCCAAAACUAAUGCAGAUAUUGAAUUGAAACUUCACAUGUGUCUUCGGGGUUAUAAAACUAGUUGAUAGCAGCAAGUCCCAUAACUCUGACCUUCAUUUUGGCCAAAUUAUGCCCCCUUUUGGACUUAGAAAAUUCUGGUUAAAGUUUUGCGUGCAAGUACAUACAGCUAUUGCUAAAAGGCAUAUAGAUUAGAAACUUAUUUUUUCUUUUUCUAGGUCAAUAACCAACCUCACUGGGUCAAGUCCCAUAACUCUGACAUGUAUUUUGGGCAAAUUAUGCCCCCUUUUAGACUUAGAAAAUUCUGGUUAAGGUUUUCCAUGCAAGUUACUAUCUCCAAAACUGAUGCAGAUUUUGAAUUGAAACUUCACAUGUGUCUUUGGGGUUAUAAAACUAGUUGAAAGCAGCAAGUCCCGUAACUCUGACCUUCAUUUUGGCCAAAUUAUGCCCCCUUUUCGACUUAGAAAAUUCUGGUUAAAGUUUUGCGUGCAAGUACAUACAGCUAUUACUAAAAGGCAUAUAGAUUUGAAACUUAUUUUUUCUUUUUCUAGGUCAAUAACCAACCUCAAUGGGUCAAGUCCCAUAACUCUGACAUGUAUUUUGGGCAAAUUAUGCCCCCUUUUGGACUUAGAAAUUUCUGGUUAGGAUUUUACAUGCAAGUUACUAUCUCCAAAACUAAUGCAGAUUUUGAAUUGAAACUUCACAUGUGUCUUUGGGGUUAUAAAACAAGUUGAUAGCAGCAAGUCCCAUAACUCUGACCUUCAUUUUGGCCAAAUAAUCCCCCUUUUUGGACUUAAAAAUUCUGGUUGAAGUUUUGCGUGCAAGUACAUACAGCUAUUACUAAAAGGCGUAUAGAUUUGAAACUUAUUUUUUCUUUUUCUAGGUCAAUAACCAACCUCACUGUGUCAAGUCCCAUAACUCUGACGUGUAUUUUGGGCAAAUUAUGCCCCCUUUUGGACUUAGAAAAUUCUGGUUAAGGUUUUACAUGCAAGUUACUAUCUGCAAAACUAAUGGAGAUAUUGAAUUGAAACUUCACAUGUGUCUUCGGGGUUAUAAAACUACUUGAUAGCAGCAAGUCCCAUAACUCUGAUAUGCAUUUUGGUCAAAUUUUUCCCCCUUUUGAACUUAAAACUCUUUUGAUAUUUAACAUUUUGGGUAAUAUCUUCCUGCUUCUGGGACAAUAUUUCGAAUAGUCGAGCUUGGCUGUCUUACGACAGCUCUUGUUUCAUGUGGAAUUAUAUCAUUCUUGUUAGGAAGUUAAAAAUUACAUUGUAGGUUUUGUAAAUAAACAGUAUGAGCAAUAUUAUUCAGUUAGAUCUAGACAUAGAAAACAUAUGUACUGUAAAAUCAUUCUAUUUCGUGGGCAUGAAAUUUCGUGGUUUUGGUCAAAAUGGCAAUUUCGUGGGGAAAUGAAUUCGUGGAUUUCAACUUUUGAACAUAAAUGUAUGGAAACUUUACUUGCGUGUUGGGAUUAAAUUUCAUGGAUUAACUCAAACAUAAAAUCCACGAAAAUAAGUCCCCCACGAAUAUUAAUGAUUUCACAGUAAUCUGUAAAAUGGAUAGAAAAAAAUCCCACUUAGUCAGAAACACGAGUGAGACAGUAAGAUUUUAUGUAUAUAAUGUAACAGGAAUCAAAAUCUGUAUUAUUUUUUUUAUUAUUAAAUAUUUGUGUUUUAUCAGAGUGACAUAAAAUCCGUAUCAGUGACUACACAAAGUGAUACAGCUUUGUCAAUCUAUAUGUUCAUUGUGAGCCCGCCCGCUUAGCUCAAUAGGGAGAGCACAGAUCUACGGAUCUUGGGGUUGUGAGUUUGAUUCACGGGCAGGACGUAUGUUCUCUGUGACGACUUGAUAAAAGACAUUGUGUCUGAUGUCAUUCAUCCUUCGCCUCUGAUUCAUGUUGGGAAAUUGGCAGUUACUUGCGGAGAACAGGUUUGUACUGGUACAGAAUCCAGGAACACUGGUUAGGUUAACUGCCCGCCGUUAUAUAACUGAAAUACUGUUAAAAAAUGGCGUUAAACCCUAAACAAACAUAUAUGUACCUUGUGUAUUAAUUUCUAGUUUUUAGGGCAGAACAGACUAACUGUGCUUUAUAGAAUAUUUGUUGAUUUAUUUUGUUUCCAGUAACGUUAUUUGACAAGAAUUUUAUAAUGUUAUGCUGUUAAAAUAAAAAAUAAAAUGUG